GGUGUGCUGCCGUUUCCUCUCAGCAGCACCUGUGUGACCGGAGCACGAGCUGCUGCAGCUUCUCUUCCAGCUUAACAUCUCCUCUCUCUCCUCUCUCUCCACUGCGGUCCAGCUCAGUUCGGUUCGGCCCGGCUUGGCUCGGUUAGGAUCUCCCCUCUGCAGCCGCCGGUGUCACCUCUCUCCUAGGAGCCACUCUGUCGCUGCGGGUGGCUCUCUGCUGGAACACCGGGAAGAGGACCGGGAGACUCUGGCAGGGACACCCGGGGAGGAGCAUGCCUGAGGCGGGUCUGAGUCCGCUUCGGGUCCUGGUCUGGAGCGCGGGAUUCUCCUGAUGCAUGCUGGACUUGUUGCUGCAGAAGGAAACGCGCUGUUUGGAGGGAAAAAACAACCGAGACAGCACGAGAGGAUUCACAGAAGAACCGGAUUUAAGAAACGUAUUUCAAGAGAAAACUGAAGCUCGUGAAGUUUGUUUAGCUUCUUUCUAAACAUUCAAAGAGUCCGAAGCAACAACCAACGACUUUUUAAAGAGGAAAAACUGAACCAAUGUGGAUUUGUUUGUCUCUACUUUGAUUCUUCAGCUUUUUCUUUCCGGUUCACGCUUCAGUUUCGUGCGUAAAAUCUUUUUUUUUUUUCCUGGAGGAAACUCUGUUGAUCAUCCAUCUGUUGCCUUCUCUCCAAUUCUCUCCUGAUGUUCUCUCCCCGCUUCACCGAUUAGUAAACCUUCCUCUAACGAGCCCCACUGAGCUCCAGGACCAGGACCGGGCUCCAGGAGCACCAUGGCAGCAGGAGUGGCGGCAUGGCUGCCGUUCGCCCGCGCGGCAGCUAUCGGCUGGAUGCCGGUGGCGGGCGCGCCCAUGCCGGUGCCGCCGAAGGAGAAGCAGCGCGGGACGGACUCGCUCAUCGUUCUGAACGUGAGCGGCCAAAAGUUUCAGACGUGGCGGGACACGCUCGAGAGGUACCCGGAUACCCUGCUGGGCAGCACGGAGCGGGACUUCUUCUUCCACGAAGAGAGCAACGAGUACUUCUUCGACCGGGACCCGGACAUCUUUCGCCAUGUCCUAAACUUCUACCGCACGGGGAAGCUGCACUACCCGCGGCAGGAGUGCAUCUCCGCCUACGAUGAGGAGCUUGCCUUUUUCGGCAUCAUCCCAGAGAUCAUUGGGGACUGCUGCUACGAGGAGUACAAAGACCGGCGGAGGGAGAACCAGGAGCGGAUCCAGGAUGACGAUGAGAUGGACCAGACCAACGACCUGGUCGUAUUAGACCUGAACUUCAGGGAGACCAUGUGGCGCGCCUUUGAAAACCCUCACACUUCCACCAUGGCUCUGGUCUUCUACUACGUUACGGGCUUCUUCAUCGCAGUGUCGGUGAUGGCUAACGUGGUGGAGACGGUGCCGUGCGGCGCCGCGCCUGGCCGCGUCAAGGAGAUGUCCUGCGGGGAGCGGUACGCGCUGGCUUUCUUUUGCCUGGACACCGCGUGCGUCAUGAUCUUCACGGUGGAGUACGUCCUGCGCCUGCUUGCUGCGCCGAGCCGCUGGAACUUCGUGAAGAGCGUGAUGAGCGUCAUCGACGUGGUGGCCAUCAUGCCUUACUACAUCGGCCUCGUCAUGACGGACAACGAGGACGUCAGCGGCGCCUUUGUCACGCUGCGCGUUUUCAGGGUCUUCCGGAUCUUUAAGUUCUCGCGUCACUCUGCGGGACUUCGCAUCCUGGGCUACACGCUGAAGAGCUGCGCGUCAGAGCUGGGCUUCCUGCUCUUCUCCCUCACUAUGGCCAUCAUCAUCUUCGCCACGGUCAUGUUCUACGCUGAGAAAGGAUCCUCAGCGAGCAAGUUCACCAGCAUCCCUGCGGCCUUCUGGUACACCAUCGUCACCAUGACAACGCUGGGAUAUGGCGACAUGGUUCCAAAGACCAUCAUGGGGAAGAUCGUCGGCUCUGUGUGCUCUCUGAGCGGCGUGCUCGUCAUCGCCCUGCCCGUUCCUGUCAUCGUGUCCAACUUCAGCCGGAUCUACCACCAGAGCCAGAGAGCCGAGAAGAGACGGGCCCAGAAGGCGUCAAAGGAAGCAGGACAGGCGCUGGUGUGUAAGGCCAACCCCAACUUUGAGGUGCACCAUCAUCACCUUCUGAACUGUUUGGAGAAGACCACGAAUCACGAGUUUGUGGAUGAGAAGACGUACGAGUCGAGCUGCAAGGAGGUGACUCUGCUGAAACAGGUGUCUCGCUCCUCCUCCAUCUCCUCUUCCUCACCUCACGGCUUCACCUCCUGCUGCAGUCGCAAGAAGAGGAAGACCUUCAACGUCCCCAACUCCAACAUGUCUGUGGGUCUGCAGGGCAGCAUCCAGGAGCUGAGCACCAUCCAGAUCAGAGAGAGACCAUUCACCAACAGUCGCUCCAGUCGAUCCAGCUUGAAUGCCAAAAUCGUGGAGACAGUCCCUCUGAACUGUGAAGAGUCCUACCUCACCGCCGCCGUCAUCAGCAUGCCCACACCACCCGGCACCACCCCCGAAGGAGACGAUUCUGCCAGCUCUACCAAUUACCUCCAAGCUAACAUCGUGCGGGUGUCCGCACUGUAGAAAGCGCCAUCCAGCUCCAACACAGAAACUCCACCCUCCCAGGUGGACGACGGGGGGGUCAGGUAUCAGGGGUUAGGGGUCAACAGCCCUUGCACCACAACAGACUCAGAGGGCGGGGUUUCGACCACAAAUCCAGGAUGGGAGUGACAACUUAGCUUGGACAGUUCAAACCUCUUUGAGAGGGAGCGUUCAUAAACUCAGCUAGCAUCCCGAGGAUUUUUCUUUAGCCCCCUCGGAGAGGUUUUAUUCCAGCAGUCAAACAUCUGAGAGCAGAGGGACAUAGCACAUGACUGAUCUCUGUCUGAGACAAAUUUAACUCUUCUUCUUUUCUUUUUCAGUCCUGUCUAAAUUUGAUGUCUUAAAAUCUAGAGGUAGUUGAUGCUAAUGUAGAUUUCUUUAUUCUGGAGGCAGCUCAAAGGAAACGUGCGACAUUUUGGGAACAUCACUGUCAACUAUGUAAGAGUGUCAGGCCUAGCUUAGCACAAAGGAUGGAAGCUUAUUUCAUCAACCUUCUGACUAUUCAAACUGUUAUCAAGCUGGUUACCGAUCGAUCCUGAAGCCAAGAACCCCAAAACCCAAAAUUAAACUUUCACAUCAGGUGUGAAAUACUACAUCUCAGAUAAUCGUCUUCCAAUCUGUGAGUUACUGGCUUUUCUAUUCAAUAGAUUUAAACUGAAAGCUCUCAGUUAUGAGAGAAAAAGACCUACGAGAGGCUCAGGCGGAUUGUUUUUGGCAUAAAACAUAAAUCAGGUGACGGAUUGUUCUUUUACUGUACCUGUUAAAUCCGGCAGCAGGAUAUUUUUCCACACAUAUCUGAUCCACACUCUGCCUCAAGUCUUCAAAUACUGUCCGACACCAACAACUGAAUCCAAGAUGCUAGGGAAAUAAACUGACUAUUGAUAUCAGUAUGUAUUGUAAACAUUAUAAUGAAUCUAAAAUAUAAUUGGUUAAAUUUGAAACAGGUUCAGGCCAACAAAUAAA
Notolabrus celidotus (New Zealand spotty) is the source of this 3554-nucleotide messenger RNA. RefSeq names its product potassium voltage-gated channel, Shal-related subfamily, member 2 (gene kcnd2). NCBI's taxonomy places the organism in Eukaryota, Metazoa, Chordata, Actinopteri, Labriformes, Labridae. The record is from RefSeq and is a predicted model, not a curated record. Gene Ontology annotation, molecular function: A-type (transient outward) potassium channel activity; protein binding. Gene Ontology annotation, cellular component: membrane; voltage-gated potassium channel complex. The transcript has 5 exons. Gene Ontology annotation, biological process: potassium ion transmembrane transport; protein homooligomerization. Bases 777 to 2573 code for a protein of 598 amino acids.